This is a messenger RNA of Cuscuta epithymum, 1736 nucleotides long. NCBI's taxonomy places the organism in Eukaryota, Viridiplantae, Streptophyta, Magnoliopsida, Solanales, Convolvulaceae. The record is from the annotation of a GenBank genome assembly.
UAUAAAAUACAUGGCAUACAUUUUUAAUUUUCUUACGUACCAAUAGAUUCUGUCUUUCUAAGUUAGUUUUUUUCUGUUUUUCUAUAUUAAUUGUUUCUCUGUUAAAUUACAUGAAACAAAAAUACAAAGUUAUCCAAACAAUUAUCUUGUACGAAGUUAAGGAUGUUAGGGUCGUAGAGGUCUGGUGUCUAUAGCACAGAUUUGUACAGUAAUGUGGUUGCAGCGGAAAUGUAAUGCCCGAAGUAGUUAGCAACUUUGAACUUGCACAUAAAUAGAAUGAUAAUAAUCAUAUCUCUCUCAAGUAUAUGCGAGUUGAACACUAUAUAGUCCUCAGGUCUAAUGAUUUUACUAAUUCGAGAUUCUAAUUGCAAUUACCUUUUUUGCAUGUUUCUGCACAUUCUUAUUUCUAGCAAUGUACGCAGAUAUUUUGUUAUUAUCUCUCCUUCCCCUCCUAUUAUCUCCUCCUUCCCCUCCUCUCCUCUAUCUCGGAACCUCCUCUUCCUUCUAAUUCUUCUAAGGUGUGGUCCAUUGAUUCUUCUCUUGCUUUCUUCGCCUUACGUUAGUUUGUCUUUUGGAAUGUAUAUUGCUUCUUCGGAAUGGGUUUGCCUCUUGUUUGAAUUUGGUUUUUCACAUAACAAAGAUUAUUCUUCUCCCAGGAGUAGGAUACCCAUGGACAACUGAAAGCUCCUUUCUGAUGUUAUUUUGUGAUUCUUGUUUUGUGUUUCCUUUUUCAUUCUAAAUUGCGGCUAGUCUUGUAUUGGUUGUGUCUGUACUCGAAUAUGUAUUUGAAUUCGAUUUGGAAUGCGAAUUUGUUUUGAAAUUACCUCUGGAACAACCUUAGGCUUUCGUGAAUAAUGUGGGACAUCCCCCAAGUCAGGGAUCUAGUAAGCUAUACAGCCGAGCCCACCUAUAAACAACCUACAGGGUGAGCACCGGCAUGGACAAACAAUUUUGGAAGGACUCCUGUUCUGAAGAAAACUUCAGUCAAUGCACGUUAGGUCGUCUGCCUCCUUGUUUUGAGCUUUUCAACUGCAGAAAGUUCCAUUUCGGACUGGCAACUGGGUCUGAAGACUAUGCUCGGAAGAAGUCUAGUUCGGGAGAGAGGUCAAGCUAACAAGGGAGCCCACUCUCCACACCCCCCAACGAGGCAGUAAAAACUGCUUGUUUGGUGAAAACUCUCGGAACAAUGCCUGUACGAAGGGGCAAGAUCGCCAUCAAGCUUGAUCUUGGAGUCUGAAAAACACAUUAUACCAAAGACACCUGAUGAGCUGCUUGAAGUGCUCAAGGAUUUAUGCCUUAUCAGGCAAGAGGGAUGGUGGUCGUAUGAAUUUUGUUACCAGAAAAAGCUGCGACAAAUUCAUUUGGAGGAUGAGAAGAUGGUUCAAGAAUUUGUCUUGGGGUGCUAUGACAGUGAAGCUACUACGGAUCUGAGCAAACAAACCUCACCUCAAUUUCUCGUGGCUGAUUUGUUAAAUCACAGACAGUUCCAUUUGUAUAUACAAAUGAGCGUGAUAUCUUUGUGAAGCAUCUUUUGAGCCUCGCUCAAAAGAUGCUCAUACUGUUCAUUGUCCAACACUUAUUGUUGAUCCCGAGGCAUGCAAUUUGAAGUUUUGAACUGCUUUUCAUAGGUGUGCUGCUUGAAAUGAAUUAGUCUAUUGUUGAGCGAUUGAAAUGACAUUGGUUAAUUGUAUAUGUAUUUGUAUUAGAUUUUGAACUACUUGAAGAACCAAUAUUAA